GCCAUCUCCAGUUCAUACUUGGACUUUAUCACCCCAAACAGAAACUGCAUAAUGCGCCACUGUACUCAUUGGCUACCGUUUUUCCUUUCAACAUGAAACCUGAAACCACCUGGUCAGAAGUGGAUCAUACUUUUCGAUUACUAUUAGCUGGUGCUUUGGCAGGAGGAAUAGCAAAAACGACUAUCGCACCUCUCGAUCGAGUAAAGAUACUCUUCCAGACUCACCAUUCAGAAUAUGCCAAAUAUAUGAAUUCUUGGAGAGGUGUCAUGAACGCUUUAGCUCACAUCCUUCGAACGCAAGGUUUCCUUGGCCUUUACAGAGGCCAUUCUCUGACUUUAGCUCGGACCGUACCAUACGCUGCCAUAGGAUACACGAUGUAUGAUAGCAUGCGUAAGGUUCUUGUUCCCCGCCCAGAAUACGAUACCUAUGGUCGAAGAAUGCUGAUAGGCUCGAUAACUGGAAUGUCAAUGCUGCCCUUCGUGUACCCGUUUGAGCUUGUCAGGGUACGCAUGGCUAUAGAAACCAAACAUUCCCGCCUGCGUCUUCACAUAUGGCCGGUAAUCAAACUUAUAUAUCGGGAGCCGACAAGACAUGAGCAUAUCUUCGGACAUAUACGACACUUCUAUCGAGGCUUCGUCAUUACCGCGCUGGGCACAAUCCCUUACCGUGGCGGCGUAUUCCUAGUGCUACAGACGCUAGAUGGCUGGUGUCAAGAGCAUCUUUCUCCUGAGUCGCGUAGGUCAUAUUUCCAUGCUAUCAAUCUGGCAAAUGGAGGCAUCGCUGGUACGACCGCACAAGCCAUCACGUACCCUCUGGAGGUAAUUCGUCGAAAUCAACAAGCGAGUGGGGGCUUUGGUUAUUCCGAGCCACUCAAUUUUCGUGAUGCAGCGCGGUUGAUUUGGAAAGCUGGUGGCUGGAGAGGUUUCUACGCAGGUCUUGGCAUUGGCCUUGUGAAGCAGGUGCCCCUGCAUAGUAUAUCAUGGGCAGUGUGGCAUGCUGCCAAAAGGUUUCUGCACGUCUAGGCAGCAGUGUUUCCUUUUUUGCAGUUACGUGCGACGUAUGAGACUCUGGACUGCACUUCAGAACCCAUACCGAUAGAUGUGGAUGUGUGAUUUGCAUGGCGAAGCUAAGGAUACCCGUUAUCACUGUGUUGUCGGCUCGCUGGAAUUUGGAAUGAAUCGCAAUUUUGCUAAAAGCAGCGCGUCCCACUC
Molecule: messenger RNA, 1211 nt
Organism: Somion occarium
Lineage: Eukaryota; Fungi; Basidiomycota; Agaricomycetes; Polyporales; Cerrenaceae
Source: the annotation of a GenBank genome assembly